GUCCUCCUUCGAUGUGCCUCUGGUCAGCUGUAGUCCUGUUUCGUUCUUCGCAUUAGUCAUGCGCCUCAUAGAACGAACCGUCUACGUCACCUAUCAAGGGCGUCAAUAAUUACCCCGCAAUACGAGUGUUCCAAUUCCGAACAUCCUAGUUGUUGUACGUAGCUGGGGAAUACAUGCUACUGACAGCAAUGACUUCAAAUCGCGGGAUAUCGUAAGCCGCAAACAAUAUCGUCUGUUAUUCUUAUCCAUCCACAGGACAUAUGGCUAUCAAAAUACUGUACUUGGUGCACUAUGCCCAUUUCCGGUAAACGUAUGGUUUGACUGGCCGACCGUCUACCUCGGGUCCAAUAUACCGGUAUACAGACUGUCAAACAAUCCCACCACAUCAACCUAUACAUUUCCAGUCUCCUGUUUAUUUUUUGUUCACUAUCCCCUCUUCAUACAUCAGAACACCCAUAGCUUUUCAGCAUGACUGGCCGUCUCGAAUUAAAGGUCGCCAUCGUCACCGGCGCAAGCAGUGGGAUUGGGAGAGCUAUCGCUCUGAGGUAUCACGAGGAAGGGGCGUUUGUCGUUUGCUCUGACAUAAACGCCAAGGCAAAGGACAAGUCCGAGCAAGACAUUAGCACUCACGAAUUUAUCAUCAAGGAUGGCGGCAAGGCGAUAUUUGUAAAGUGUGACGUGAGAAGCGAAGAAGAGGUAGAAGCCUUAAUUAGGCAAGCUGUGGAAGAAUUCGGACGACUUGAUAUUAUGGUCAACAACGCCGGCAUUGCAUCUGAGGCAUCGCACCCUAUGCCAUUAUGGGAGCAAUCGCUGUCGAACCUCGAGACAACUCUGAACGUCAACACGAAAGGGGUCUUUCUGGGCCUGAAGCACGCUGUGAGGCAGAUGCUUGCACAAGAACCUCAUCUUAACGGAGAUCGUGGCUGUGUUGUGAACACAGCCUCAAUUUUCGGCUUAGUCGGCGUCGCCGGGAGUGCUUGCUACGUGGCGAGCAAGCAUGCCGUCAUGGGCUUGACGAAGUCCGCGGCACUUGAGUGCGCAAAGCAUAAGAUUCGUGUUAAUGCAUUAUGUCCCGGUUUUACUAUGAGUGCGAUGACUGAUGAUUUUAUGAAAAACAAGCCCGUGGCCUUACAUUAUAGCACUUUGCAUCCGCUGGGCGGGUAUGCAAGGCCGAAAGAUCUGACUGGUGCAGCAGUUUUCCUAGCUAGUGAUGAUGCCUCCUGGAUGUGUGGACAAGGACUCACAGUGGAUGGAGGUUUUACGGCGCAGUGA
Molecule: messenger RNA, 1272 nt
Organism: Pseudovirgaria hyperparasitica
Lineage: Eukaryota; Fungi; Ascomycota; Dothideomycetes; Acrospermales; Acrospermaceae
Product: NAD(P)-binding protein
Exons: 3
Coding region: 469-1272 (267 amino acids)
Molecular function (GO): oxidoreductase activity
Source: RefSeq, a predicted model, not a curated record